UGCUCUAAAUUAAACCUUCUUCGAUGCAAAGUCGCAUUGCAAAGGAAAUUUUUAAUAAUUAAAUUUUUUUAACUUGGCAACCCAUGUCAAACUGUAAAAAGAUCACGAGGAGUCUGCCGACAAGGAAGGACCGAUCUUCAAAGUAGAACGAGCAGGACAGUAUCGGAAGACGCGAAAAACGCCGACUAAUUGACGCGGCAACACAACCAGCAGUUUAGUCAAAAAAACAACACAAUGUCGUCUGCCAGAGACCUUAUCAAAAUUGAUAUAGAAUGGGGCAUGGAGCGCCUGGUGCGGGCCCAACAAGUGGUAGAGCUUCGUCCCUAUGAUAUUGAGUCCUGGAGCGUAAUGAUCCGCGAGGCGCAAACUCGUCCCAUACACGAGGUGCGCAGCCUCUAUGAAUCGCUUGUUAAUGUGUUUCCAACUACUGCCCGGUACUGGAAGCUAUAUAUCGAGAUGGAGAUGCGCAGCCGGUUCUACGAACGUGUGGAGAAACUCUUUCAGAGGUGUCUAGUCAAGAUCCUAAACAUUGACCUCUGGAAGCUGUACCUGACCUACGUGAAGGAAACCAAAUCGGGUCUCAGCACGCACAAAGAAAAAAUGGCUCAAGCUUAUGAUUUUGCCCUGGAGAAGAUCGGUAUGGAUUUGCACUCGUUCAGCAUCUGGCAGGAUUACAUCUACUUUUUACGUGGCGUUGAAGCCAUUGGUAAUUAUGCGGAGAAUCAGAAGAUCACUGCAGUUCGUCGUGUCUAUCAAAAAGCGGUAAUCACACCUAUUGUGGGUAUUGAACAGCUGUGGAAGGAUUACAUCGCUUUUGAGCAAAAUAUCAAUCCAAUAAUAUCGGAGAAGAUGAGUCUGGAACGAUCCAAGGACUACAUGAACGCUCGUCGCGUGGCCAAGGAACUGGAAUACCACACUAAAGGCCUUAAUCGCAACUUGCCCGCCGUUCCGCCAACCCUCACCAAGGAGGAGGUGAAACAAGUGGAGCUGUGGAAGCGUUUUAUCACGUACGAGAAGUCUAAUCCGUUGCGGACUGAAGAUACGGCCCUAGUAACACGUCGCGUCAUGUUCGCUACAGAACAAUGCUUGCUGGUGCUAACUCAUCAUCCGGCCGUAUGGCACCAGGCUUCCCAAUUCUUGGACACCAGUGCUCGGGUGCUCACCGAGAAAGGCGUGCGUACUCUUGUUCUCCUUCGUUCUCUACGUUCCUGUGUCAAACAAAUAGAGUGGAUUUUGGCCUUGCCCGGUGGCGCGUCAAAGGACGUCCAGGCGGCAAAGAUAUUUGCAGACGAGUGCGCCAAUAUUCUGGAGCGCUCUAUUAACGGUGUACUAAACCGGAAUGCGUUGCUCUAUUUCGCCUAUGCGGACUUUGAGGAGGGAAGGUUGAAGUACGAAAAGGUGCACUCCAUGUACAACAAGCUAUUACAAUUGCCAGACAUUGACCCCACACUGGUCUAUGUGCAAUAUAUGAAGUUUGCCCGUCGUGCUGAGGGCAUUAAGUCGGCGCGUGGAAUUUUUAAGAAGGCACGCGAGGACGUUCGGUCGCGCUAUCACAUCUUUGUGGCCGCCGCUUUGAUGGAGUACUAUUGUUCGAAGGACAAGGAAAUCGCAUUUCGAAUCUUCGAAUUGGGACUUAAGCGAUUUGGCGGCAGUCCAGAGUAUGUAAUGUGCUACAUUGAUUACCUGUCCCAUCUGAACGAGGACAACAACACGCGGGUCUUAUUCGAACGCGUACUGAGCUCCGGCGGCUUGUCGCCGCAUAAGAGUGUAGAGGUUUGGAAUCGCUUCCUUGAAUUCGAGUCCAACAUUGGGGAUCUGUCCAGCAUCGUAAAGGUCGAACGUCGGCGCAGUGCCAUCUUCGAGAACCUUAAAGAGUACGAGGGCAAAGAGACUGCCCAGUUGGUCGACCGUUAUAAGUUUCUGGACCUCUAUCCCUGCACCAGCACCGAGCUGAAGUCUAUUGGAUAUGCCGAGAAUGUUGGCAUUAUCCUGAACAAGGUAGGCGGAGGAGUUCAAACCCAAAACACCGGAGAGGUCGAGACGGAUAGUGAGGCUGCUACCCCUCUACCACGUCCGGAUUUUUCUCAGAUGAUUCCGUUCAAGCCGCGACCAUGCGCUCAUCCUGGUGCCCAUCCACUUGCCGGAGGUGUAUUUCCGCAACCAUCAGCUCUGGCCGCUUUGUGUGCUACCCUGCCCCCACCAAACUCCUUUCGCGGGCCCUUUGUCAGCGUCGAGUUGCUCUUUGACAUCUUUAUGCGGCUUAAUCUGCCCGACUCUGCACCGCAACCGAAUGGAGACAAUGAAUUGUCGCCAAAAAUCUUUGAUUUGGCCAAGUCAGUGCACUGGAUUGUGGACACAAGUACUUAUACGGGUGUUCAGCAUAGUGUAACGGCCAUUCCACCGCGCCGGCGACGUCUGUUGCCUGGUGGCGAUGACAGUGACGAAGAACUUCAGACCGCCGUGCCGCCCACCCACGAUAUUUAUCGCCUGCGGCAGCUUAAGCGUUUUGCAAAGUCAAAUUAAGUUCCGCGGUACAGAUAUAUUCCCACUUAUUUUUUGAAUAAUGCAUUUACAAUAAAUAUACGAAAAAUAAACAAUA
Molecule: messenger RNA, 2599 nt
Organism: Drosophila biarmipes
Lineage: Eukaryota; Metazoa; Arthropoda; Insecta; Diptera; Drosophilidae
Gene: su(f)
Product: protein suppressor of forked
Exons: 9
Coding region: 235-2523 (762 amino acids)
Biological process (GO): mRNA 3'-end processing
Cellular component (GO): nucleus
Molecular function (GO): protein binding; mRNA binding
Source: RefSeq, a predicted model, not a curated record